ACGUGCGCGCCCCCGCGGCCGGCCGGUCGGUCUCCUUGGUGAAGGUGGAAGGAAGAUGGCGGCGGCGGCGGCGGCGGGAGAGACGGAGACGAAGCGGAGCCGCGGGUCCCCGAAGGCCAUCAAGUUCCUCUUCGGCGGCCUGGCGGGGAUGGGAGCCACGUUCUUCGUUCAACCACUAGACCUGGUCAAAAACCGGAUGCAGCUGAGCGGGCAAGGAGGUCGGGCGAAGGAAUACAAGACCAGCUUCCACGCCGUCACCACCAUCCUGAAGGCCGAGGGGAUCGGGGGGAUCUACACCGGUCUCUCCGCGGGCUUGCUGCGCCAGGCCACCUACACCACCACCCGCCUGGGCAUCUACACCAUCCUCUUCGAGAAGCUGACCAAGGCUGACGGCACGCCGCCCAACUUCUUCAUGAAAGCUGGCAUCGGCAUGACGGCGGGCGCAAUCGGCGCCUUCGUGGGGACGCCCGCCGAGGUAUCGCUGAUCAGGAUGACUGCCGACGGCAGGAUGCCCGCGGACCAGCGGCGGGGUUACACCAACGUGUUUAACGCGCUUUUACGCAUGACCCGAGAAGAGGGCCUCUUCACCCUCUGGCGGGGUUGUGUCCCGACGAUGGCUCGUGCGGUGGUGGUGAACGCAGCCCAGCUGUCCUCUUACUCCCAGUCCAAGCAGUUCCUCCUGAGCCUCAGUUACUUCAACGAUAACAUCCUCUGCCACUUCUGUGCCAGUAUGAUCAGCGGGCUGGUGACCACUGCUGCCUCCAUGCCGGUCGACAUCGCCAAAACCAGAAUUCAAAAUAUGCGGACAAUCGAUGGCAAACCAGAAUACAGGAACGGACUGGACGUUCUCCUGAGGGUCACCCGGCAAGAGGGGUUCUUCAGCCUUUGGAAGGGCUUCACGCCGUACUAUGCCCGCCUGGGCCCGCACACGGUCCUCACCUUCAUCUUCCUGGAGCAGAUGAACAAAUAUUACAAGCUCUACUUCCUGGAUCAAUAAAAUGGGCGUGAGACCGCCACACUCUUCACCCUACCUCUGGGGUUAGCGACACACGGGUGCCCGAGACAGGGAGCAGAUUGGAGUCAAAUCACUACAGUGUGUGGACACUUAUGUAAGUGUAUGUGGAGCAGCCCCAGUCACGCCACUGUGGGAGAGGACAGAUCCACCAACGAAUGUGCAGUGGCGGGAAUGUCAGUGUAUGUAGGAAGGAACUGCAGGUGCUGGUUUGCGAAGAGAGGCGCAUAAAUGCUGGAGUAACUCAGCGGGACAGGCGGCAUCUCUGGAGGGCGACGUUUCGGGUCUUGACCCGUUCCUUCUCUCCAGAGUUACUCCAGCAUUUUGUGUCUUCUCUCCGUAAACCAGCAGGAAGUGGUUCUCUCUGCUGGCCUGGGCCCUCGUAAGUUCCAGGGGGAGAAUCCGUCACUGGCUUCUGUUCUUUUUGUGUUUUUUAACCAAAAAUAAUUUGAAUCGAUUAUUUUGGUCCGUUUUUCAAACCACUCCUGGGCGCAGAUUUAGCCCUGGGCAAGGGGCGGGCAGCUGGGCGCCGUGACUCAUGCGCGGAUGGCCAGCUUGGCCUACGCCCAGCCAAACCAACCAAGACAUCAACCUCUGCCCCAAACCCUCUCCCCUACGCACACAGGGAUGUCCAAAGAUGAGGGUGUGACAGGCAGCCAGAAGGCCCCUUUAGAUAAUGGAACUGAUAGGGGACUGCAGCAUCACGCACUGCAUGUACACGUGGAACACAGGCUCCUCCAGCUCGCUAAAAUGGCAGCUGCCAAGUGAACUGCAGACGGGAAGUAGCUGAAGAAGGGUUUCGGCCCGGAACGUUGCCUAUUUCCUUCGCUCCAUAGAUGCUGCUGCACCCGCUGAGUUUCUCCAGCUGUUUUGUGUAGUUGCAUACAAGUUAUCUGCCACACAUCCCUCCGUGUUGCAGGCAAGAUUUCUAGGCUCCACUGCACUUUAUGACGUAGAGGAAGAUCCUUGUAUUCAAAUCUUCCUUGUGCCAUUUGACCCUCUUGGUUUGCUGCUGGGCUCAGCGGGCCAGGCAGCAUCUGU
Messenger RNA from Leucoraja erinaceus (little skate), 2053 nucleotides. It is a transcript of the gene slc25a11, whose product is annotated as solute carrier family 25 member 11. NCBI's taxonomy places the organism in Eukaryota, Metazoa, Chordata, Chondrichthyes, Rajiformes, Rajidae. The coding region runs from base 56 to 997 and encodes 313 amino acids. The record is from RefSeq and is a predicted model, not a curated record. Gene Ontology annotation, molecular function: sulfate transmembrane transporter activity; succinate transmembrane transporter activity; oxaloacetate transmembrane transporter activity. Gene Ontology annotation, biological process: phosphate ion transmembrane transport; malate transmembrane transport; oxaloacetate transport. The transcript has 9 exons.